Molecule: messenger RNA, 4644 nt
Organism: Penicillium soppii
Lineage: Eukaryota; Fungi; Ascomycota; Eurotiomycetes; Eurotiales; Aspergillaceae
Exons: 9
Coding region: 1-4644 (1547 amino acids)
Molecular function (GO): nucleic acid binding; ATP binding
Source: RefSeq, a predicted model, not a curated record
AUGAGAAGAAGUCAUCAGAAUCAUAGCUUCAAACCGUUUCAAGCGCCCUCCCCGAGGCGCAACAAUGCCCUCAACCACUCCUCCCCAUCCCAGAGUAGCAGAACCGGUAUCAUCGACCAGAGACUCGUUGAAGGUUCCCAGAACCCACAAUAUAGUAGUCCAUCUCCUGGAAAGCCCUUUAAUGGACUUGCAUCAUCUGGCCAUCAUGGAGAUGUACAAUUGGAUGCUUUCGGUGAGUUUCUCGACAGUACUGAUGAGCUCCGAGACUUGGAACUGCUAGCUUCGGAGGAUAGGGAAGACGCAAUUGACGAAGCAAUUCAAGAGGCACGGCUUGGAUUCCCCAGAUCUACUCCGCGUCAAGCAUCUCAUCAGCCAAAUACCCAACCACCGCAGUUCUCCCGCUUCUUUGAUCCACUUACAAGUAUCACGACAUCCCGCGGUAAUGGAUCCAGCUCGUCAGAUCCUUCGUCAGGAUUGCCAUCCAGUCCCUUAGCCUUCUUUCGGCCUAAGCAUAAUCCCUCUCGGAUUGGACAGUCUAGUCUCGAGACCAAUCAUGAUCCGUAUCCUGAUUUUACUCAAACCUCGCCGCUGGAAUCGACACCUCAUUUGAAUCGCGAUAUCACAGGGAACAGACAGGGGAAACUGUUUGGCAACAUUCCACCUUCAGUACGCGGGAUCGUCCUCGUAUCAGUGAACGAUAUACCAGAGAAAUACCGCUCAAUGUUCCCCUUCCCUCUCUUCAAUGCCGUCCAAUCCAAAUCAUUCCACGCUGUCUACAACAGCAACGAUAACAUCGUUCUCUCAGCACCAACAGGAAGCGGCAAGACAGUUCUCAUGGAACUAGCCAUCUGCCGCCUCCUCAACGUCCUCAAAGACGAGCGCUUCAAAGUCAUCUACCAAGCACCGACCAAAUCUCUCUGCAGCGAACGUUUCCGAGACUGGCACCCCAAAUUCUCAAGCCUGAAUCUCAAAUGCGCCGAGCUGACCGGCGACACGGAUCACACGCAACUGCGCAGUGUGCAAAGCAGCCAGAUCAUCAUCACCACGCCCGAGAAGUGGGAUAGCAUGACUCGGAAGUGGAAAGACCAUAUGAAGCUGAUGCAACUGGUCAAGCUGUUUCUCAUUGACGAAGUGCAUAUCCUGAAAGAGACGCGCGGAGCGACUCUUGAGGCGGUGGUGUCUCGGAUGAAAAAUAUCGGAUCGAACGUAAGAUUCGUGGCGUUGAGCGCUACAGUGCCCAAUUCUGAAGAUAUCGCUACUUGGCUCGGGAAGGAUGCGACGAACCAGCAUGUUCCUGCGCAUCGUGAACAUUUCGGUGAGGAGUUUCGGCCUGUUACCCUGAAGAAGGUCGUUUAUGGGUAUCCGUAUAGUAUGAAUGAGUUUUCAUUUGACAAAGUGAUUGGACUGCAUUCAGCACAGAAACCUAUUAUGGUUUUCUGCUGUACUCGGAACUCAUCGUUGGCGACGGCAAAGGAGCUCGCUCGUCUCUGGACGUUGACAAACCCGCCAGCUAGGCUUUGGAAGGGACCUCAGAAGCGGCUCGACGCUAACAAUGAGGAUCUUAAGACAACGAUUGCUGCGGGAGUGGCAUUCCACCACGCAGGUCUAGGACCAGCAGAUCGCCACACUGUCGAGAUAGGAUUCAGAGAUGGACAAAUCAAUGUGAUCUGCUGCACGUCCACACUUGCCGUUGGAGUGAAUCUGCCAUGUCAUUUGGUGAUAAUCAAGAACACAGUCAGCUGGCAAGAAGGCGGAUGCAAGGAAUACUCGAAUUUGGAGAUGAUGCAGAUGCUCGGCCGCGCCGGACGGCCUCAAUUCGAUGACAAUGCGACGGCCAUCAUCCUCACGAAGAAGGACCGUGUCGGACAUUACGAGAGACUCGUCCAGGGAUCUGAAAGUCUGGAGAGCUGCUUGCAUUUGAACCUGAUUGAUCAUCUCAAUGCAGAGAUUGGACUGGGAAAUGUUUCAGACGUCGAGUCGGCUGUCAAAUGGCUUGCUGGGACAUUUUUGUUUGUGAGGCUGCGUCGAAACCCAACACACUAUAACUUGAAAGAGGGUGCAAACCAGGAAGACGAGGAUGAACUGUUGCGGAAUAUCUGUGAGAAGGAUAUCAGUCACCUUCGGGAAUGUGGUUUGGUUGAGCUCGACAAGCUUUCCUCGACACAGUUUGGUGAAGCUAUGGCUCGGUACUAUGUUCGAUUCGAGACGAUGAAGGUUCUAUUGGGAUUGAAAGAAAAAGCAACCCUAUGUGAAACACUCAACGUGAUCUCCCAAGCCGAGGAAUUCCACGAAAUCCGCCUAAAAGCCAACGAGAAAAACCUCUACCGAGAAAUAAAUGGUGAUCCAGGCAUACGCUUCCCCAUCAGAGUUGACCUAGCCCUCCCCGCGCACAAGAUCUCACUCCUGCUCCAAUCAGAGCUAGGAGCCAUCGAAUACCCAGACAGCGACCAACUCCAAAAACACAAGUUCACAUUCAACCAAGAUAAAUCCCUCGUAUUCGCACACGUCAAUCGACUGAUCCGCUGCCUAAUCGACUGUCAAAUCGCGCGCCGCGACUCAAUCGGUAUUCGUAAUGCCCUAGAACUCGCCCGCAGCUUCGGCGCCAGAGUCUGGGACCACUCACCCCUCCAGAUAAAGCAGAUCGAACAAGUUGGGGUCGUGACAGUGCGCAAACUGGCUGCUGCUGGUAUUACCAGCAUCGAGGAACUUGAAUAUGCGGAGGCUCAUCAGAUCGAGAUGGUACUUAGUAAGAAUCCGCCAUUCGGGGCGAAGUUGCUUUCGAGAUUAAAAGAGUUUCCGAAAUUGAGGGUCGGAAUCAAGAUGCUUGGCAAGGAAGUCAAUAUUGAUUCUGUCAAUGUCCAGUUCAAGGUCGAGGUGGCGUUUAUGAAUGAUAAGAAUCCUGCUUUCUUUCAGCAUCGGCCGGUCUAUGUUUGUUGUUUGAUAGAGAGAUCUGAUGGGCAGAUGAUUGACUUCAGACGCACAAGGUCAGUGUCUGGAGAAUUUGUGGUUUGUCCAAUGGCUGAUAGGAGUGGAAGUGCGAGUAAGCUUCAAGGUCUUCUGGAGAUUGAACUCAGCUCGGAAAUGACAAACUCGGAUCAAUCAGUCCUCUGUCAUGUCAUGUGCGAUGAGAUUGCUGGGACGUCAAGACAAGCUGAGCUCAACCCCAAUCUGCCUUCCCAUGCUUUUGCUGCAGUGAGAGAUACAAAUCUUGUUUCUCAAGACUUGGUGGAUCAACCCCGUCUAUCUCAUGGUUUCACUACUAUAAAUAAACCCAAACACACAGAGGAACCCAGGACCAGCAUCUCUCAUCCUCGUGUUGCAGAAAGGAGCAAUAGCAUUUUCAAAUCUCCUCGGGAAUUGCACGAUUUUGAUGGCGAUGACUUGGAACUUGAUGACUUCCUCGCUACCGGUGACUGCCGCGACAAAGUGAAACACUCUUCACGUCCAAAAGUUGUCCAGCUAGAUGACUCGGACUGGCUGUCAAUCGCUACAACGAGCCCAAGUCCACCCAAAGGAGUAUCCAAGGCCCCAAAUCCUCGCGAAGAUGACUGGGCCGCUCAAUUGGGCGAACAAGUCGAUGGGGAAUACGAGCCGAUUCGGCUUGCGAAUGGCAAAUGGGCUUGCAACCACAAAUGCAAAGACAAGACGAGUUGCAAGCAUUUCUGUUGCCGGGAAGGCUUGGAUAAACCGCCUCCAAAGCCUAAGAAGCGGGCUCUCCCUGGAACUCAGAAGGAAGAUGGUCUCAAUCAACUGACUAUCUCUGCCAGUAUUACCAAGACCCCAGCAAUUGGCUCUAAUGAAGGUGCUCAUGAGAGGAACCAACGUACUACUGAGGUUAAGAAUUCUGAAAAUUUCUCGAAGACCAAAACCUCAACUCCACAACCUGGAAAGAAGCCUUUGAACCAAGUCAGUUCUGUCCUUUUGGAAAAAGACAAAAACGUUCCCAUCAAGAAAAAGAGACCAGAAACUCCCAAGCCCUUCUCCAGUGAUUAUGGCGAUGACAGCUUGGAUGAGCUGAUAUCUCCUUCGCAGCUUUUCGGAAAAACGGGAUCAAGCUUUGCAAGAUUACCAUCUCCGAUGACGAGCAUCCAGGCAAUGAACAAUGGUGCUGAUGUUGUACCUGUUUCUACCGACAAGAAGAACACUGAUAGCCCUGAGUUACCUGUUUUCCAAACAAACAUCCAAGUGAAAAAAAGCAAGCCAAGCACUCCCAAGACGCAACCUGAGGUAAUCGAAAUAUCAGAUGAUACACCCUCAGAAGCUACAAGCAUUGAAAACGAAAAUGCAAAGCCAGAGCCCACUACACCUGGGCAUGACAUAACCCCAGAAGCUACAAGCAUUGAGAAUGCAGAGCCAGAGCCUACUACACCCGAGCAGAGUACAAUUUCCCUCACGAGCCCAGAGGAACCCCAUCUGAAACGACAAGCGAGUGAAGAUGAAUAUCAGGACAGCAAACGGCUCAAGCGAACCCCCUUUGAUUCUCAUUUCCAAGCAGAAUCUCCAAAGCAUUUCAAGGAGAUAGCACUUGAUCCCGAGCAGCCCGAUCUUCCAGUAAUGCGCACCUGGUUGGACUUGAAUGCUGACUGGAAUGAUGCCGACAUUGAUAUGGUCAAGGAGUUUAAGGAUAUUAUUGAUUUUAUCUAG